Messenger RNA from Musca vetustissima, 1500 nucleotides. Its product is annotated as probable cytochrome P450 6a21. The record is from RefSeq and is a predicted model, not a curated record. The coding region runs from base 1 to 1500 and encodes 499 amino acids. Gene Ontology annotation, molecular function: iron ion binding; oxidoreductase activity, acting on paired donors, with incorporation or reduction of molecular oxygen; heme binding. The transcript has 2 exons. Lineage: Eukaryota; Metazoa; Arthropoda; Insecta; Diptera; Muscidae.
AUGGGCGAGUUGGAAGUGGCAAUUGUCAUGUAUGCCGUAAUCGGCCUUUGCACGUUGCUGUAUGGCUGGCUGAAAUCCCGCAUGUUGUAUUGGCGACGCCUCGGCAUACCCUGUGAAGAGCCACAAUUCCUGGUGGGCAAUGUCAAAGAUGUCGGAGUGAAGCGACAUUUCUAUGAACCCUUACGCGAGGUAUAUGAUAAAUUUAAAGGUACCGGACCAUUUUGCGGCUUCUAUAUGCUGGUGCAACCUGUGGCCUUGGUAAUGGACCUGGAUUUGGUGAAAAAUAUUUUAAUUAAAGAUUUUCAACAUUUCGAAAAUCGUGCUGUUUUCCAUAAUGCCAAAGAUGAUCCCCUAACGGGUCACCUGUUCAAUUUGGAGGGGUCGCUGUGGAAGAAUUUGCGUACAAAGCUCUCGCCUACCUUUACAUCGGGAAAAAUGAAACAAAUGUUCCCCUUGGUGGUCCAAGUGGCCAAUGACUGCCGCGAGGUAUUGGACGAUAUGCUGAGGGUGUCCAAAGAAGUAGAUGUCAAGGAAUUGAUGGCCCGCUAUACCACCGAUGUGAUUGGUACCUGUGCCUUUGGCUUGCAAUGCAAUAGCCUUAAAGACCCUGAGGCGGAAUUUAGGGUUAUGAAUAGAGAAAUGUUCACCAAAUUCCGUCAUCCCAAAAUUGUGCAUGCUUUCAUGCAUACCUUUCCAGCAUUGGCGAAACGGUUGCGAAUGCGUGAAAUGUUAAAUGAAACCGAUAAAUUCUAUUUUCGCAUUGUUCGGGAAACGGUGGAAUAUCGCGAGAAGAACAAUGUGAAACGUAAUGAUUUCAUGAAUAUGAUGAUUGAAAUGAAAAAUUCGAAAAACGAAUCGGAACGUUUGAAUAUGCGGGAAAUCACAGCAAAUGCUUUUCUAUUUUUCGUGGCUGGAUUUGAGACAUCCUCAACCACCCUGUCCUUUGCUCUCUAUGAAUUGGCCAAGAAUCAAAGGGUCCAAGAUAAGCUAAGGCAGGAGAUAUGUGACACUUUGGAGAAAUAUCAAGGGGAAAUUACCUAUGAAGCUACCCAGGAAAUGAAAUACUUGGAACAGGUUAUAAUGGAAACUCUACGCAAAUACUCUGUCCUGCCUCAACUGCAACGCCGCGCUGAGGUUGAUUACCCCACCGAUAUACCCGGCUAUGUAAUACGCAAGGGUACUCUUGUUUACAUCCCCGUCGAUGCCAUACAACAUGAUCCGGAAAUUUAUCCCGAACCUGAGAAAUUCCGUCCCGAACGUUUCGAGCCGGAGGAAAUGCAACAACGUCACUCCAUGGCUUGGCUGCCAUUUGGUGAUGGUCCCCGUAAUUGUAUCGGCAUGCGUUUUGGUAAAAUGCAAGUUCGUGUUUUGUUAAUAUCGCUACUGAGAGAUUAUCGUUUUACGUUGGGCGCCAAGACACCAAAUACAUUGCCCAUCAAUGUUUCACUGCCGUUGAUAACACCGGAUAAGGAGGUUCUGCUUAAUGUCGAGAAGUGUUGA